AUGGCGCCGCUCUCAGACAGCCUCACUCUGUGGGCGCUGCUGCUGCCGCCAGCAGCGGGACUUCUCUGGGCUGCUUAUCAGGCCUGGAGAAUUUCCCAAGUCAAGCUUGAGGGGCCUCCCGAGGGCGACAACAAACGCCUCACCGACCGCCUCUACGUCGAAGCAGCUAGCAGCGUGCAGGAGCAGCUGGAGUCGAUGAAGACAAUUGCGAAGAACAUCGCGGAAGGCGCCGACACUUUUCUUCUCCAGGAGUUCCGCUACAUCCUCGUCUACGUCGUGGUCUUCUCCGCAGUCCUUUGCUUCGCCAUCGGGCCCUGGACGAUGGUGGCGUUUGUGGUGGGUUGUUUGACGUCGAUGCUGAGCGGGUACUUGGGGAUGAAGAUUGCGGUGUACACAAACCUGCGGGCCUGCCACGAGGCCUGGGGGGAGCUGGGAUCGUUGGGAUCGUCUUUUGGGAUCGCCUUGCGGGGUGGGAUCGUGAUGGGGUUCGGCCUCGUCUCCCUCGCGCUGUUCAGCCUUCUCGGCCUCACUCUCUUCUUCAGACUUCCCGCAGUCUUCGGGCCCAGGCCCGAGGACCAGGCCGCCCUUUUCGAGGCCCUCGCCGGGUUCGGGCUGGGGGGCUCGUCGAUAGCGCUGUUCGCGCGGGUGGGCGGCGGCAUCUUCACGAAGGCGGCCGACGUGGCCGCCGACCUCUGCGGCAAAAACGCCUUCGGACUCCGCGAAGACGACCCGCGCAACCCCGCCUGCAUCGCGGACAACGUGGGGGACAACGUGGGGGACGUGGCGGGGAUGGGCGCGGACCUCUUCGGCUCGCUGGCGGAGGCGUCCUGCGCGGCGCUGCUGCUCGCGGGCGCCUCCGUGGGGCCCUGCAGCAGCAGCAGCAGCAGCAGCAGCAGCAGCGGCAGCGGGGGCGGGGUGGAGGGGCUCGCGCACAGCUUUUCGGGGCUCAUGUUUCCCGCGGCGGUCUCGGCGUCGGGGAUCGUCGCGGGGAUCGGCUCCGUGCUGCUCGUCCGCGCCUGCGUCCCCGCCAAGUCCUUCUCCGGGGUCGAGAAGUCCCUCAGGAGUCUCCUUUACGUCGCCACGCUCCUCGAGACGCCCCUCGUGCUCCUCGCGGCCUACUACUUCCUGCCCCCCGAGUUCGCCCUCGCCGCCCCCGGGAUCGCCCCCGGGAUCGCCCCCUUGAGGGACUUUGCCCAGCAAGAGCUGGGUGGGCCCCCGGGGGUCCUGAGCAAGCUUCGGGUCUUGGGGACGCUGCCGCUGCAGCAGCAGCAGCAGCACGAGCUGCAGCACCAGCAGCGGUACCAGCACCAGCAGCACCUGCACCAGCAGCAGCAGCAGCAGCAGCAGCAGCAAAAGCAGCAGCAGCAGCAGCAGCAGCAGAGUUUCCCAAUGGCGCAGCAGGGGCCCAGGGCUCCAGAGAGGGGCGCCCGUUUGUUCCUGGCCAAUCUCUCUUACGAAGUGACGGAGGCCCACAUCUCCCAGGCCCUCCAGGGCUGCCCGGGUGUUACUUACGUUGGGAGGGCCCCCGACACUCAGCGCAGCAGAGGCCACGGGUAUGUGGAAUUCGCCAGUGAAGAAUUUGCAGCGCAGGGCCUCGAGCGGCUGCAGGGCCUAGAACUCAGAGGAAGACCCAUUCGAGUGGACUGGAGUGAACAGGGGCCCCGCCGGAAGUUCCACCCAAGUGGGCCCCAGGGGGGCCCCCACGGGGGCCCCCAUGGGGGCCCCCAUGCGGGGGCCCCUAGAGAGGGUACUGAGGGGGCCCCCUCUACUGUUGGUUUAUUUGAUUCAAGUGGCUGUUUAACUCCAGCAGCUGUUGCGGCUGCUGAGGCUUUCACUUUGGGGGACCUCGAGCAGCUGCUGGAGGAGCUGCGGCUGCUGCUACCUUCUACGGGUUCGCUGCUGCAGCAGCUGCUGCAGCAGCAGCCGCUGCUGCGUGCUGCGCUGCUGCAGGCGCAGCUGCUGCUGCACCGCCACAGCCACAUAGAUGUUUCCGGCGUGACAGCAGCAGCAAUUCAGCGAGCUGAAGCAGCAGCAACGCAGCAGCUGCUGCUGCAGUGCAGGGCCCUGAGGGCCCCCACUUUGAGGGCCCUUUCUGCUGCAGCGCCGCAGCCAGCGGCCCUCAGGGGCCCCCAGGGGCCCCCUGCUGCGCUGCAGCGCCAAAAGAGAGCAGCAAAACAAGCUGCUGCUGCGCUGCAGCCAGCAGCAGCUCAGCAGCAGCAAGAGCCCCGCAUCUCCGUGAACCCGCCUUCAGGGCCUGCAGCGUGGCGAGAGCCAUCUGCUGCUGCUGCUCCUGCUGCUGCUGCUGCUCCUGCUGCUUCUCUUACUCCUGCUGCAGCAGCAGAUAGACUUGGGGUAGGGGCCGGCGGGCUGUCGCUCUCUCCCCUCACCCCCGAAGCCCCCCCAGCAGCAGCAGCAGCAGCAGCAGCAGCAGCAGCAACACCAGUACCAGCAGCAGCAGCAGCAGGGAGUUACGGGGAGGACGCGAUGAGUUUCGGGUGUCGCCAGAAGCGCAAGGCGGAGGAGGAGCUGCUGCAGCCGCCGCAGCAGCAGCAGCAGCAACAGGUUGCUGCUGCUUUGACGGCCCCCAGCAGCAGCAGCAGCAGUUUGAAUUCAAAAGAGGGGAAUUGGCUGUCCGAAGAAGAGGCGAGGGCCCCUCCUGCUGCAGAGGCUUUAAUAGAUGAGCUGCUGCGGUCUCAGGGGCUUUUGGAAAAAGUGCUGCACAUAACGCAUGCAGAAAUGGCCCAUUUGGAGCCGCAGCACCGGCAGCAAAUCUUUUCGCUGCGGCGGGCGCUGCGGGCCCGCGGUCUGCUGCAGACUUAG
Eimeria tenella is the source of this 2820-nucleotide messenger RNA. RefSeq names its product H+-translocating inorganic pyrophosphatase TVP, putative. NCBI's taxonomy places the organism in Eukaryota, Apicomplexa, Conoidasida, Eucoccidiorida, Eimeriidae. Gene Ontology annotation, biological process: proton transmembrane transport. Bases 1 to 2820 code for a protein of 939 amino acids. The record is from RefSeq and is a predicted model, not a curated record. Gene Ontology annotation, molecular function: diphosphate hydrolysis-driven proton transmembrane transporter activity; RNA binding; inorganic diphosphate phosphatase activity. The transcript has 13 exons. Gene Ontology annotation, cellular component: membrane.